Molecule: messenger RNA, 774 nt
Organism: Durusdinium trenchii
Lineage: Eukaryota; Dinophyceae; Suessiales; Symbiodiniaceae
Source: the annotation of a GenBank genome assembly
AUGCAGACAGCGCCUCCAAAGCCUUGGGAGCGGAACGGUAGGCGGGUAACUUCGGCCGUAACACCAGCGGCUGCAUCAGCAGUUCCUGCUGCGAGUCCGAGUCCAGCGGCGGACGUCGCCGACGGAAUCGCCGCAACAAGUUCUGCGCUCACACCAUCUACAACUUCUUAUGCCAACACCAGUUCGUACGGAAGCUCGAUGUAUGGCAAUUCCAUGUACGGCGGCUAUGGCGGCAGCAUGUAUGGUGGUGGUGGAUAUGGUGGCUCAAUGUAUGGCGGUGGAUAUGGUGGAUAUGGUGGUUUCGGCUCCAUGUAUGGUGGUGGCUCAAUGUAUGGGCGAGGAGGCAUGUAUGGCUCCGGGUACGGCGGCCAACCGGGCAUGUAUGGGAAUCGAGAACAGGAGUCCCAAUUCUUCGUGCCAAAGAUGCCGGAGCAGCCUCAGGAUCCCGCGAACAAUCGCAUGGAAGAGAUUCGGGAGACAAACUCAUGGUUCUUGGACUCCGUGUACUCCUAUGGGGAUCGCGUGUACCAGUUUGGCCGGCGGCUUCUUGAUGGGUUGGCAAAGCUGCAGACAGCAGUCUCCAAGGGCAAAGUCCCUCCGGCAGUGUAUCGCCGUGCCUUUACCUUUGCAGUGACCUUCGGCUCAGUGCUCUUCGCUGCGCUGGCACACCGCUUGGUGCGGCGGCACAAGCAGUUGGCUUGGGAUGCUUACAGAAGGCAGGUGCAGACCGCGGCUUUGCCUGCCUUCAGACCCCAGCCAAGAGCAUCCUUGUGA